Molecule: messenger RNA, 699 nt
Organism: Staurois parvus
Lineage: Eukaryota; Metazoa; Chordata; Amphibia; Anura; Ranidae
Source: the annotation of a GenBank genome assembly
AGUCUUGCACAGGUGGACCGGCUCCUCCCCUUCAGUCUUGCAAAGCUGCACCGGCUCCUCCCCUUCAGUCUUGCCCAGGUGGACCGGCUCCUCCCCUUCAGUCUUGUACAGGUGUAUCGGCUCCUCCCCUCUAGUCUUGCCCAGGUGUACCGGCUCCUCCCCUUCAGUCUUGCCCAGGUGUACCGGCUCCUCCCCUUCAGUCUUGUACAGGUGUACCGGCUCCUCCCCUUCAGUCUUGCACAGGUGUAUCGGCUCCUCCCCUCUAGUCUUGCCCAGGUGUACCGGCUCCUCCCCUUCAGUCUUGCCCAGGUGUACUGGCUCCUCCCCUUCAGUCUUGUACAGGUGUACCGGCUCCUCCCCUUCAGUCUUGCACAGGUGUACCGGCUCCUCCCCUUCAGUCUUGCACAGGUGUACCGGCUCCUCCCCUUCAGUCUUGCACAGGUGUACCGGCUCCUCCCCUUCAGUCUUGCACAGGUGUACCGGCUCCUCCCCUUCAGUCUUGCACAGGUGUACCGGCUCCUCCCCUUCAAUCUUGUACAGGUGUACCGGCUCCUCCCCUUCAGUCUUGCACAGAUGUACCGGCUCCUCCCCUUCAGUCUUGCACAGGUGUACCGGCUCCUCCCCUUCAGUCUUGCACAGGUGUACCGGCUCCUCCCCUUCAGUCUUGCACAGGUGUACCGGCUCCUCCCCUUCAGUCUU